AUGAAAUUACAAUUAGAAAGUGGAGGAAGAGACAAGCAAGCUAUAAAACUAGAUUAGACAGCAGAAGUUCAACCUGUAGCCUUCUAAUAGCAGUUUAUCUACAGUUCCAUCUACCCAGAGCAAAGGCAGUGCUAGUACUUCUAUUUCAUCAUAAGCUACUCAAAGUUCCAAAGCUCAAGACAUAUAAUUCAAAAAGCUUUUGAAAAACGAGACCUAGAGCACAAGAUAAUGGAAUUUGAAAAUAAGAAUGAAAAGAUCGAAGAUGAGUUGAAAUUUCAGCAUCAAAUAAUGUCUACUUUAGUCGAUGAUGUGCGUAGAAUCCCAGACAUUGACUAGUUGAUUGAAGAAUUUGAGUAGACUAAGAAGAAGCAAAUCUACUUCAGUGGUAAUGGUGAUUACAUUAUGAAGAUAAUAGAUGAAUACACCAUUGAUGAUUUUUAGAAUCUCCUUGGCUUUUUCCCAUAAAUGAUUGAAAAUUGCAAAGAUCUCUGCAAGUAAUUAAAGAGAGAUGAGAAAGUUAUUAAUAAAGAAAAUGAAGUGGUUUCGAAAAAGAUUUAGAGCAUAAGUAGUGCUAUUAUGAUAAAAGAUAUGGAGAACAGACAAAGAAACAAUAAAAAACAAGGUAAUUGA
Molecule: messenger RNA, 630 nt
Organism: Stylonychia lemnae
Lineage: Eukaryota; Ciliophora; Spirotrichea; Sporadotrichida; Oxytrichidae
Source: the annotation of a GenBank genome assembly